Selaginella moellendorffii is the source of this 586-nucleotide messenger RNA. Its product is annotated as iron-sulfur cluster assembly scaffold protein IscU. Gene Ontology annotation, cellular component: mitochondrial matrix; cytoplasm. Gene Ontology annotation, biological process: iron-sulfur cluster assembly; intracellular iron ion homeostasis. The record is from RefSeq and is a predicted model, not a curated record. The transcript is spliced from 3 exons. Lineage: Eukaryota; Viridiplantae; Streptophyta; Lycopodiopsida; Selaginellales; Selaginellaceae. Bases 1 to 555 code for a protein of 184 amino acids. Gene Ontology annotation, molecular function: 2 iron, 2 sulfur cluster binding; ferrous iron binding.
AUGAUGUUCUGGCAGGCCGCGCGGGGAUCCAUUGCGCGAGGAUCCAUCGCAGAGGCGGCGGCGGUUGCAGCAGCGCGAGCGCGAUCCCGAUCGUCGUCUCUCCGAUCGUGCAGGCCCUACCAUGACAAGGUGGUGGAUCAUUACGACAAUCCCAGAAAUGUGGGCUCAUUCGACAAGGCGGAUCCAAACGUGGGCACGGGCCUGGUGGGCGCACCCGCCUGCGGUGAUGUGAUGAAGCUCCAGAUCAAGGUGGACGAAUCGGGCAAGAUUGUGGACUCGUGCUUCAAGACAUUUGGGUGUGGAUCGGCAAUCGCGUCCUCGUCUGUGGCCACCGAAUGGGUCAAGGGCAAGGGCGUGAACGACGUGAUGGGCAUCCGCAACAGUGACAUCGCCAAGCAUCUGGCACUGCCGCCGGUGAAGCUCCACUGCAGCAUGCUCGCCGAGGACGCCAUCAAAGCUGCCGUCAAGGAUUACAACAAGAAGAAGGCGGCGGGCGGCGGCAUUACCGCCGCUUCAUCAUCUUCUGGAGCUGGAUCAUCCGGAGCCAAGUCGUAGGAUCGGUGUCCACUUCCAAGAUUUGCUGAAU